AUGUCAAUCAAUCCUAUCUUUCAUGAAAUUUGCUCUAGUCUCUUUGUUAGUCAACAAUGGCUUAAUCUGGUUACAACAUACGAAGAGGAGCUUGAAGAAUUAGGUUAUCAUUUUACAUCAGAUGCUUUCACAUUGCUUGCAUUAUUUUGUCAGCUAACUAAAGGAACUGUUAAUGACAGUAUAAGUAAUUUCUAUGCGUCGAAUAUGGUAAGUGGUUAUGUUAUUGAGCAGUUGGUAUUUAAAUCGCAAGCCCAAUCAUAUAUUGAGUUAUUCAAAGCGUCUACCACAUAUUCCUUCAGUCGAGCACUCGACCUGAUGAGAACAGUGCUGAAUGGUGAUCAAGUUAUGCUUGGCUAUGGAUCAAAUUUCUACGGCACGGUUGAUACAACACCGGCCUCAGCAUCAAGCGCAACACCUGUCACAUUCGGUUCACAACACUUUACAGAUCGAGCGACAAAUAGAACGUGCUACUGUCAGUUGAAUGCAUCCUGUACAACAACAACAAACGUCUAUGUCUACAACAGUGUCACACAAGCUCUUGAACUAGUUCCUUUCCCCGGCUUCUACGUCGGUUGUUCGAUGAUCGAAGCAUCGCUGCAAUCAAAUCUCUACUGUCUAUAUACCCAAUCAUGUAUUGAUAGUUUCCACUUACCCUUUCGAACUUAUGCACUUAACUCGACAGGCAGUAGCCUAUCUCAAACGAACACCACGGUUAGUCAGUUGGUAGCAGCACUGUUUGUCGAAGAUUGGAACACAACAAUAUCAUUUGAACAAUACUAUGACAACUGUAAACCUACUACUUGUUCCUAUACAGAAGACAUACGUCGUGAGGCAGUUGAAAUUGUUACCGCUACUUACGGAGUGUAUGGUGGUUUAUCAAGCUUUCUAAAAUUCCUAAUCCCCGUAGUGGGGAAAGGAGUUGUAGGGCUCUUGAAUAAAUUACGGCAGUAA
Molecule: messenger RNA, 951 nt
Organism: Didymodactylos carnosus
Lineage: Eukaryota; Metazoa; Rotifera; Eurotatoria; Philodinida; Philodinidae
Source: the annotation of a GenBank genome assembly